CUUCGACCGGUACAACCGGCACUUGUACAUUUUCAAACUCUGUGCUUCGCCUGCCAAAUCUCUCCGAGAUCGAUCAGCCUGGCUACGCCACUCGACUUGUCCGUGGUUAUAUAAGCUAGGCUGGUAUCGAGCCUAGUAUACUUAACGCUUCGUCCCGUUGUCGUCCAUACCUCAGCGUUUUCUCAUCACUCGCUCAUAUUUUUCCGGUGCACAACCUCUAGAUGGAGUAUUCGUCUGACGAUAUCGCAGCAGCGACUAGCUUGCAGUUCACUUCGUACAUAUACGCGUCGAUGGCUACAUUCUGGAUCUAUGAUUAUGCAUGUUCACUCCAUGAAGAGUGGAUAUUUUUGCUUCGAUCGCGUUGGUGCAAGGUAAAAGGCCUGUAUAUUGUUACACGAUACCUCCCCUUUAUCCUUCUCACCACCAGUCUAUAUCUGACCUUUACCCCAAAUGGGAACCCAGGUAAAUGCCGAGUGUUUUGCAAUAUUGACUCAGGUCUUGGUAUGGUAUCAGUCAUUUUCUCCGAAUGUUUUUUUAUUCUCAGAACAUAUGCGCUCUGGAACAAUAAUAGAGUCUUGCUCGCAGCCACGGCGUCCACCUUGUUCGCUAUUGUCGUAGCAUCCUUCAGCAUUGUCUUUGCCAGUACCGUCCCCGCAGCAUAUUCGACUAGCGUGAUCCCGGGCAUCACAGGGUGCUACCAGAGUUCGACCAAUUUCACGUUCCUCAUACCAUUUCUUCUCAUUUCCGCGUACCAACUGGGACUCAUGAUGCUCACGCUCAUACGCGCCAUACAGAACUGGCGGAUAACCCGAAGUCGUCUGUACGUCGUCCUGCUGAACCAUGACAUUUCCUAUUAUGCAUGCGGUCUUCUGUUCUCGGUAACGAAUAUCUUCACACGGCCGCUCCUCCAGUACUCCUACCAAUCCAUGUUGCAUAAUUUCCAGUUCAUGAUCCUCGCAAUACUCGCCACGCGCAUGCACCUUCAUCUCUGGCAGGUGAACCGACAUCCACACCGCUCUGGCGCCCUUGUGCGUAUUCCAAUAUCCGAUAUGUCAUCUGUAAAUUCCACAGCGUGAUAUCUUAUCCUGUGGUGUCGUUCGUGGAGCGAGGCUUGGACUGUACGAGAUGACUGAUGGGAGUGGGUUUAGUAGAGAGAGAAUUUCUUUAUUGG
Suillus subalutaceus is the source of this 1171-nucleotide messenger RNA. RefSeq lists its product as uncharacterized. The record is from RefSeq and is a predicted model, not a curated record. The transcript has 15 exons. The coding region runs from base 222 to 1076 and encodes 284 amino acids. Lineage: Eukaryota; Fungi; Basidiomycota; Agaricomycetes; Boletales; Suillaceae.